AUUUGAGUCAAGUCAUUCAAGCUUUAGGUCUUCAGCUUUUUAGGUUCCUUCUUAAUUGCCCCUGGAUAUUCAAGAGUCAUUCAAGCCGAAAUAAACAAGCGCCUCUCUCACCCUCUGAUCCUUUUGUGGCGUCUCUUAACCUCUCCCUGUCUCUCUCUGUCUCACACGCAGAGAGAUGAAUGGCUUUAUUGGAGUUUCCUCUGUAGAAAUGGAGGGAGAGAAGAGAUAUGGAGCAUUGAGUCAAAUGAGCAAAAGCCACUGGAGAGAAGGAAAAGGGGAGAAGAAGAAGGGAGACAAGAUGCCAGCAGUUUGGUUUGCUCUGAAGAAGUCUCUCCAUUGCAAGUCUGAGCCUUCUGAUGUGUGUGAGCCAAAGGCCAAGGGGCACCUGAGCACCAUUCUAACCAGGAAACCAUGCAGGUCAGGGUGCUCCAGAUCCAUAGCCAACCUCAAAGAUGUCAUCCAUGGGCAAAGGAGGCACCAUGAGAGACCAGCAAGCUGCAGUCCAAGGUCCAUUGGGAGCAGUGAGUUCCUGAACCCAAUAACCCAUGAGGUGGUCCUCAGUGACUCCAGGUGCGAGCUCAAGAUAACAGGGCUCGGGGGUGGUGGUGGCGGCCCUGAGGGUGGUGCAGGUGUGGGCUCUGCCUAUAUGGGCACGCUGAGGCCAGGGACACCAGGCCCUGGGGGAGGGCACCAUGCCCUGAACUAUAGCCCUUCUUCUCCUUUGAGAGGCAGCACCCCUCCAAGGAGGGCCCUUGGGGCGGCCGCCAAUAGGGAGGGCCAUAACUUGGGGGGCUCCUCUCUUCAUGAUGCGGUUUUUGGGAAUGGUGGAGGAGGCUCUCUUUUCUCUUCAGCACCAAGGGCUUUUCAUGAUGUUGGUUCACAUGGGCCUUCUGCUACCAUAACCUGCCACAGAUGUGGGGAGCAGUUUGGGAAGUGGGAGGCCUUGGAGGCACAUCAUCUCUCCAGGCAUGCAGUUACUGAACUAGUGGAAGGGGACUCAUCUCGAAAGAUUGUAGAGAUAAUAUGCAAAGCAAGCUUGUUGAAGCCCGAGAGCAGUUGUGGGCGAAUAGAACGGGUCUUAAAGGUCCACAAUGUGCAAAGGACUCUUGCCCGAUUUGAAGAGUAUCGAGAGAUGGUAAAGAUAAAAGCCAGCAAACUUCCUAAGAAGCAUCCCCGCUGCCUAGCUGAUGGCAAUGAACUGUUAAGGUUUUACGGCACCACAGUUUCCUGUUCUCUGGGCAUGAGUGGCUCUUCAAACCUUUGCACAUCAGAGAAGUGCAAUGUUUGCCGUAUUAUAAGGCAUGGGUUUUCCACAAAGAAGGAACUGAAGGGUGGCAUAGGAGUAUUCACGACUUCGACCAGUGGGAGAGCACUGGAAUCUACUGAAGUAUUUGACGAUAACCCUUCUAGCAGAAAAGCUUUGCUGGUUUGUAGAGUGAUCGCAGGGAGGGUUCAUAAGCCAAUGGAUAACCUCCAAGAUUUGGCUAGUCAGUCAGGGUUUGACUCAGUGGCUGGGAAAGUUGGUCUAUAUGCAAAUAUUGAGGAGCUCUACCUGCUUAAUCCACGAGCUCUUCUACCAUGCUUUGUGGUAAUCUGUAAACACUGAAGAAAGUUAAAUUGGUAUUUUUGGCUGCACUUUUGAAUCUAUGGCAAAUGUCUCAACUACCCUACAGCAUACUGCUUGUGAGAUUUUGAGUUAAUGUUGUCAAGGAAUUUUGAUCUGAUGUCCUUAUCUAAUUGCCAACUGAGUACAGACUUCCUUUCUAAUGCCUUUUGUCUGAUGUCCAAAUACAAACAAUAUUUCAUCACAUAUCCGUUUCUUAUUCUUUAGCUAUAUUGAUAGCAUGUGAAUUGGUGUCAGCAAUUUUAUACACUGGUUUGUUGUUUUCUCUGGCUUUCUGUUGGAUCUAUGUGCUUUAGUUAUAAAGGUGAGGUUUACAGAAUCUUUCAUAGAAGUAGCUAAACAGAUAGAUUGAUAGACAUAAGAUGGUCGAUAUAUAUGUAGAAAAGUCAGUUUGGUUUAAUUUAGUUUUUAUGAUUUUAUUUUCUAUUCGUAGCAUGAGAAACUAGAGCUUUGAUUUUUUUUUUUCCUUUUUUUUUCUUUUUUUGAGAGAGAGAUAGAGAAGGAUGGAAGGAUCCUUCAGUUCAUUUCAUGACUGAAAUGAAAACAGAGAGCACAGGAAUACAAGAAAACCUUCCAAUGGAAGGAAAACAUAUUCCAAUCAAAAGUGAUAUAUAACUGCAAGCAGCAAUUUAGAUUUUAGAGCUUUGAGUUGAACAGCUCAUUUUUUACAAACUGGUAUGGCAUGUCUGACUCCAUUUUUCAAAGAACAAAGAAAUGGUCAUUUUGGCAUGUUAAAUUUGAUCUAUAAAAUUGCUACUUUCUCUUAUUUCACUCCAAAACUAACCACUUUGUCCUAUCUUUCUUGAUAUAUGAUCUUAUUUACUUUCUGACAACAUCUAUCCUUCUUUUGUUUCAGACUUUGAAAACUU
Molecule: messenger RNA, 2493 nt
Organism: Elaeis guineensis (African oil palm)
Lineage: Eukaryota; Viridiplantae; Streptophyta; Magnoliopsida; Arecales; Arecaceae
Source: RefSeq, a predicted model, not a curated record